Molecule: messenger RNA, 2319 nt
Organism: Fragaria vesca subsp. vesca
Lineage: Eukaryota; Viridiplantae; Streptophyta; Magnoliopsida; Rosales; Rosaceae
Exons: 3
Coding region: 1-2319 (772 amino acids)
Biological process (GO): transmembrane transport
Cellular component (GO): plasma membrane
Molecular function (GO): transmembrane transporter activity
Source: RefSeq, a predicted model, not a curated record
AUGGGGAACGAAAUCCAUCCCUUAUGGCGCCUGCGCUUAGCCGCUGCUCUCCGGACUGCCUUCGCCUGCACCAUAGUCGGCUGCACCACCUUCUACAGCCCGAAACCUAUCCGCAAUUUCUUAACCUACCCAUCGUUUUCUUACAUGACAACAAUCCUUAUAGUCUCGGACGCAACCCUAGGCCAGACCCUUAUGAGCUGUUGGCAUGUGCUCUACGCUACAUGCCAGGUGAUGGCUUCUUCCGUGCCGGCCCUGUGGCUGAUUGGACCAGCACGGUUCACUAACGAGGUGGCGGCCGGGGCGGUGGCUGUCAGUGUGUUUAUGGUGGCGUUGCCGGGGUCGACGCACUUGAUGACCAAAAGGAUCGCGUUUGGGCAGUUUGUGAAUGUUUACGUCGGUACUGUUGUUCAAGGUGCUGGUACUAAUAUUGUCUUGCACCCAACUGAGGUGGUGGCGAGUACAGCGCUUGGAGCUUUGGCUUCUGUUCUUGCUAUGAUGUUUCCAUAUCCUCGGCUAGCUUACUAUGAGGUUAAGAAAUCAUGGCGACUCUAUGCUGAAAAUGCCUCCAAGAGGUUAAGUCUUUUUGUUGAAGCGAUAUCUGCCGACGACAAUAGAGUAGCACUUGACUCCAUUUCUCAAGGAAAAUCUCUUUCCAAAGCAGCAGCUAAGCUUCUUCAAAGUAUCAAUCAUAAUCUGGAAGGUAUGUUGUGGGAGAGACCAGAUAUCAAAUUUCUAAGACCAAACCAUAGAGACUUGGGACUUAGGUUGCAAGAAAUGGAGAUUCCAAUUAGGGGGAUGGAGAUGGCUUUAUCUUCUUCUUCUUCCUUUCCUCCUGAUAUGAUCGACGAAGGGCUGAGAGAUCAUUUACGUAACUCACAACUACAGAUAAGCCUAAAACUGCAAUCUAAGUACUCCGUGCCUUCUGAGGCAACAACAGUUCCAGAAGGUGAGAGAGAAGUCUUGGACAAGCCCCUUUUAACUAACAAAACCACCACAACAACCCAUCAAGAUCUUCCAGCUUUGUUCUUCUUGUACUGCAUGGAGCUUCUCUUAGGUGACCUCCCUAUUGCUCGGAGUCCCGGGAACAACCCAAAUUGCAAAGGAAAAACAGGUGAUUCACAAACUCAAGCGCAGUGUAUCUGUAAAAGGGUCUGGAGAAGCAUAAGUCCAAGCCUCCCCAAUUUUAUUUUUGCCCUCAAGUGCUCAAUCGCAUUAGGGUUUGCUGUGUUACUUGGUUUGAUUUACAACAAGAGGCAAGGAUACUGGUCAGGCCUCACCAUCGCCAUUAGCUUCGUAACAGGAAGACAAGCGACAUUUACAGUUGCGAAUGCUAGAGCACAAGGAACAGCAUUGGGAUCAGUCUAUGGAAUCAUAUGCUUCUAUCUUUUUCACAGCGUUAGCGAGCUGAGGCUCUUAGCCAUCUUACCUUGGGUUGUCUUCACUCAUUUUCUUAGGCAUAGCAAGAUGUAUGGCCAAGCUGGUGGGAUCUCCGCGGCAAUUGGGGCGUUGCUAAUCUUGGGUAGAGAACAUUAUGGUCAACCAAGUGGCUUUGCAAUUGCAAGACUUGCGGAGGCUUGCAUUGGAUUGAUCUGUUUUACUGUAGUAGAGGUUCUCUUUUAUCCUAUGAGAGCAGCGACCCUAGCCAAAAAUCAAUUUGCGCAAAGCUUGGGGGCACUCAGAGACUGUGUCCAAGACAUAAACCUAUGUGUACCAGCUUCUACUGGACUGAGAGAAAAGCACAAGAAGCUAAAAUCUCAUGUCAAUAAGUUAGAGAACUUCAUUGAGGAAGCUAAAACAGAGCCUAAUUUCUGGUUCUUGCCCUUUGAAGGUGAUUGUUACGGUAGGAUCCUAGAAUCCAUGUCGAAAAUGGCGGAUCUUCUACCCUUUGUGGCACACAAUGCAGACUUCAUCUCACAGAAAUCUGGAGGUGCUUCACUGGAGCUAAAACAACAUUCCAAUACUGAUCUGCAGCAUCUAAAAGAGAAAAUCGGGAAUUCACUAAAGUGCCUUGAGCAGCUGACUUCGAUGAAAUCCGUUGCAGCAUUUGAUACAGAGGCGCAGAGCGUAUACGAUAGCGAAAUGGGCGUAUCACCAAACCCGUUCAUGAUUUUGGGUACAUAUGAUGAUCAUGCUGAGGCUACUGUAAGUACUUUCGUUCAACAUAUCCAAGAAGCAGUUGUCAAAGUACGUAAUGGUGAUGAUGAAGUUAAGGAUGUGACCCAAAUGGUUCUUUGUUUGAGCAGCCUGGCAUUCUGCAUCCGUAGUUUGAGCGAAGAAACGAUGAAGAUCAAGGAAGAAGUAAGAAAACUAGUCAAAUGA